Lagopus muta (rock ptarmigan) is the source of this 6678-nucleotide messenger RNA. RefSeq names its product thyroid hormone receptor interactor 4 (gene TRIP4). Bases 495 to 2150 code for a protein of 551 amino acids. Gene Ontology annotation, cellular component: nucleus. NCBI's taxonomy places the organism in Eukaryota, Metazoa, Chordata, Aves, Galliformes, Phasianidae. The record is from RefSeq and is a predicted model, not a curated record. The transcript has 12 exons. Gene Ontology annotation, biological process: positive regulation of DNA-templated transcription. Gene Ontology annotation, molecular function: transcription coactivator activity; zinc ion binding.
GGUACCGCCCGGACCGCGCUUGUAGCUGAUGGCCGCUCUCCUGCCCAGCUCCGCGUCCCCCUUCUCGGAAUCUCGUGCAGUUUCCCGUCUCUUAUCGCAGUUUCCCGCGGCCGGUCGCUCGGCCCCCUCGCCCUCUGUGAUGGCCGGGGUCAUGCAGCCCUCAUCCUGCUGCUGCUCGGCUCCUCGCGGUCCUCGUAGCGCGGCCGUAUCGGGGGCGGCACCAGACUUUCCUGCUCUGCCAGCUUUUUCUCCGUCACUUAGUAUUAAAAAAGGAUGCGUGUAUGCGAUGUUUGUGUAUAGGGUAGGUGCGUACAGGCUGCGUUUUUCGUAACAAAGCCCUGAGAGGGUGACCUGUCCCAGAGCCCGGCUGAGGCAAAACGCGAUAAGCUCUCGGAGGAGAACGCCGCUCGGUUCUUCGACCCGCGGAACGGGAGCGCCGGGGCCGCGUUUCCGGGGGACGGCGGUGCGCCGCCAUUUCCCGUCCCCACGCGAAGAUGGCGGUGCCCGGCGCGUUGCUGGGCUGGUGCGUGCGGCGCCUGCGCGGCGACUUCGGGCUGGACGUGGGCGAGGAGGUCGUGCGCUACAUCCUGUCGAUAACAAACGAGGAUGAGAUCCGUGAGUACGUGGUCGAUCUCCUCCAAGGCACCGAGGGGAAGAAGGGGAGGUUUGUGGAAGAGCUGCUGUCGCGCUGGCAGCAGUCCUCGCAGUCACCUGCUGAGCCCUUACCGGCCUAUCGGAAAAAGGAUGAGACAUCAGAGGCACCUCGGCCUGGAGACCAAGCAAAGAAGGGGAAACGCAAAGGAAGGAAUAAACAGGAAACACCUGCAUAUGUGGAGCCCAGCACACAUGUGGAGGAAGUAAAAACCCCCCUCGACCUAGCCAAGGCACAGGAGAACAGCACUGCAAGCAGCAGCAAUUCCUGUAAGAGAAAGACCAAAUAUGUCAGCCUGUACACCAAAGAAGGGCAAGACAGGCUGGCUGUCCUGAUCCCUGGCCGUCAUGCCUGCGAGUGCUUGGGCCAGAAACACAGGCUCAUCAACAACUGCUUGGUCUGCGGGCGCAUUGUGUGUGAGCAGGAAGGCUCUGGACCCUGCUUGUUUUGUGGUUCACUGGUGUGCACUAAAGAAGAGCAGGACAUUCUUCAGCGGGACUCAAACAAGAGCCAGAAGCUGCUGAAGAAGCUCAUGGCAGGUGCUGAAAGUUCAGGGAAUUUGGAUGCCGUAAGCAAAGACCUACUGCCUCGGCAAGAAGCUAGACUGAAAGCAGGCCUGGAGAUGGCCGUGAGACACAAAGACAAGUUGCUAGAGUUUGACAGGACCAGCGUGCGUCGCACCCAGGUCAUUGACGACGAGUCGGAUUAUUUUGCGACGGACUCCAACCAGUGGCUCUCCAAGCAAGAGAGGGAGGCCCUACAGAAGAGAGAGCAGGAGCUGCAGGAGCUGCGCCAUGCCUCCCGCCUUGCCAAAAAAGUCACCAUCGACUUUGCUGGAAGGCAGAUCCUGGAGGAGGACAGUGGGAUGGCUGAGUACCACAGCAAACUGGAUGAAACUAUUGAAGCCAUUAAUUGUGGCACACUGAACAAGCCAGCUGCCAACCCAGAAGCAAAGACAACUCCGGGUUCUGGUGUGUUAGUGAAUCCCCAUCUUCUUCAGCCUGCUCCUUUGUGGGUGGACCAAACUGGCUUGCUACCACACAGGGGAGCCACCCCUUCCAUUGGUGCUGGAGAGGAGCUUGGCUCAGAGCGGAACAGACUGCGGAUUCAGGACCGGGAGUUACAGGAGAUCUCAGAUGAUGGUUGGUGCCUCAGCAUGCACCAGCCUUGGGCUUCCUUGCUCGUAAGAGGAAUCAAAAGGGUGGAGGGCAGGACCUGGUACACAUCUCAUAGAGGGCGGCUGUGGAUUGCAGCUACUGCCAAAAGACCUUCUCCUCAGGAGAUCUCUGAACUGGAGACCACCUAUAGAAUGCUGCUUCACAAAGAUGUGGCAUUCCCAAAUGAUUAUCCCUCAGGGUGCCUCCUGGGCUGUGUGGACGUAACUGAUUGUUUAUCACAAGAGCAAUUUAAUGAGCAGGUGAUCGCUUGGUGUCCUAAAUCUGCACGAGGGAACGUGUCUAAGCUAUUUCUGUGCCACGAGAUUGCAGCUAUCAUUUAAAUAGGUUUCUUUUUUCCCCCUCAGGAAAUUCACGUUUAAUCUCUUGUCCUCCUCUUUCCUCCCCAGUGGAAAUAACAGCAAAAAAAAAAAGAGAAUUGGGCGCUAAGCAUACAAGACGUGAUUUAAUUUAUCCUGUAGGAAUGAAGAAGGGAGGUAGAAAAUUUGCGUGUAGAAUCCAGAGAGCCUUUUCAGGUUAUCUGCAAGGAAAGGAACAAUAACACACGAGUGGUAUUUUCCCAAGAAAUAACGUAAUGAGAGGGAGGAACAUAAACACAUACGUUGAAAUGUACUUUGAAGAACAUUAUGAACAUACAGACAUUUAAAUAUGACUUUCCAUGAGGACCUCCAUAAAGGUUUCCUAGCACAAGCUGCAGGUGAGGCAAAAGCUCUUUUUUGCAGUGGCGUAGCUGUCUGGUGCACGUAGCCAGGAGACUCCUCUGCUCACUCCCACCAAAGAGAUGCUUCUGGUUCCCAAGGCUUGGUUAUCACACCUCUACAGAUGGAUGAAUUUAGCAAGGUUUUGGGUUUUGGGGACUAGAUCAGGUUAGUGCAAAAGGAAAGAUGUCUAGGUGGCUGUUAGUGACUGCAACCAACAGGAAGGCCUUUGAACUUUACAGGUCUCUGAGUUCUCCUAAGCUGAAUUUGUUAUUCACACGGAGCCUGAUGCAAGAUCCAAUGGCCUGAGGUGUUAGUCUGGUCUGCAGGGACCUACAGGUGAUGCGUGUCUUUAUUCAGUUCCUCGCUGUACUUCCUUAGACACAAAGCACCUCUGGUUCUUGGUUGUAGAAGCAGAGUAGGCACGCAGCUGGUUUGGAUUAUCGACGGUCAGAGAUGGGGGAGUUUUUCUGUAUGUGAAGUGCUUUGGUUUUCAUCAGAAGCUGUUCUAAUGCUCCAGCUGCCUUGCAUAAGCCAGCAGGUUUACCGAGGCCACUGCUCACUGUUAAGAUGAAGGAGAGAUUGUCACUUGAUGAUGAUUAAUUUAGGAAUGCAUUAACAUGCCAAAGAAAUCGAAUGAUAGAGGCUAGCUUGCCCUGUCUUCUGGUUUCAUAGACCCUAGGGAAAAAACGAAGCCAAGGCUGAAGUAUAUGACUUAAUUAAUGAUGACUGUGGACUUAGCCUCUGCUACCAUUUCAACAAACUAGUCAGCGAUCUGGGAAUUUGUUUCUUUCCGAUGCGGUCACUGUUACUUGCCUUCUUCUUGGCGCUUGGGUUUUAUUAAUCCUGAAACUGAGGGUUAGGUAACACCGACCUCAAGCCAGGUGCCCUGGUUUCCCAGCUGUGGCUCAGCUGGGUUGAGCCAUGGCCAUGCAUUUGUGUGGUGAUCCUAAACAGUGGGGGCACCAGCAGCUACAGAAUGCAGCUGAGGGCCCUUGCUUCACUUGCUUCAGCUUUCAGCGGCACAGCAUCAAUUUCACAGCCCUGAACAGGCCGGCCCCUCAGCUGCAAAUCCUGGCUUUGAGAAAUAGCCUAAUGCCUCAGUGACCAGAUCAAUAGUGCCAGCAGCCCGCUGGCCGUGUUGUGCCUCUCGGGGAGCAGCAGCGAGGGUCACAGCAGGGAGUGGUGGCUGCUGGAAGAAAGCAGGGCAGGGAUGUGGGUGUCUGAUCUGCACUGAGCUGCAUUCACCAAAGUUAGGUUUAAUCUUCCUCACGUGCUGCACCAGUCUUUAAAUCAGAGUUUCAAAGGAAGAAGCAAGGACUUUAUGGAGCUGAUUGAAAAUGCCUGGCUGCGUCUAGCAGGGUUCAGGUGCUCUGAGCAGAAGCAGGUGCCCUGUUUUCUCCUCAUCCCCUCAUUGCCUCUCUCCUCCCCACUGCCGUGCCUCCUCCUGACAGCUCAAGCAGUGGGGCUGCAUUGCAGCUGAGGUUAGCCCUGCCUCCACGCUCCCUUGGCACUGGAGUAUGAGAUGGUUCUUUCAGCUGAGCCUUUUACACUACUGAGUAUUUUUCCAAGUCCACCCAGUUUCCCCUGAUGCUUGUCAGGCAUUCUGUAAACAUCUCAGGUCCUUCAUGCUGCUUGUGGGUUUACCAGGGGUGGGAUCUGAGCCACAGAAGGGUAUUGGUGGCUGUGGGUCCUGUGUCACAGGCUGGUUUUGGGAGAGAAGAGGGGAUGUGACGUGCCCUGCCUCCACUGCCAUGGUUCAGUGAUUCAAAAUCAAGUGCACCAGAAUGAACUUAAGUAUUACACCUACAUUUCAAAGUCCUGUUGUUGCUUACUACGUUUAAUUGCUUCCCCUGCCCCUUGAGUCAAAGUACAGCUCGUGGUGCAGAACCACAGCUUGAGGCACGGAACGCCCAUGGAGGACUCAGACCGUCCAGGGAAGAUCCCGUGGUGAUACCAGCCCGCUGCCUGUGUGUCUGGUGGCCUGCUGGCCAAGCAAGUGAGGGGCAGAACAGGCAACAACUGGCAGGCAUGAUUGUGGGAAGAAGGGGAAAGGAAGGCAGGCUGGCUAGCAAAAUUCCUUGUGCAUUCUCAUAGAAGGAGCCAAUGCCAGCACAUUAUCUGCCAGCAGCAGAUGUAAGCUCUCAAAAACAGCAGGGAGGAUGUUGACUGCAACAAUGCAUCAAGGCUGCGGUUUGUAACCUCAAUAGUAAGGCAGUUAACUUUUUUUUUUAACAAAGACAUUUUGAUUGCCAAAUCCAUAACCAUUAGCAGCUGUGGUUUUGAGCUGUUCCUUCCUCACACGUUGCAGUCUAGACCUGACAGGCUUUCAAACAAAAGUUUGGCUGAUGGCUUUUGUUUUUGUUUUUUGCCAAACUGCUUUUUUCUUUUGCCUCUUGUGUCGAUUCGCAUUGAGCGUGGCUGCGGAUCUCUUUUCUAAGCCAGCCUUCCUGGAGCGGCUCCUCUGUGCCGACGACGUGGUGGUCUUUGACUGAGGGCUGCAAGUAGAGUUUCUUGGUUGCCUGUUCACUGCAGCACUGGAUGUUUCUGCCUCAGGCUAGAAAAUUUGGCAUUUCUAGAACUUUGGAUCUGCUCUGGGAUUUCUGUUUAGGAAAAUGUUUGUCAUGAGCCAGAAGCCUGUUUGGCCUGUGCUGAGGGGCAGGGAAUGGGUCCUUAAAAGAAGGCUAAACACUUGCUCAGAGUUGGAAGCAUGAUGUGAGACCAUGUCGGGAGGGAGAUCAAGACUCAGUGUGAAGCUCUUGGUGUUCUGUGAGCACUUUGUGAGGCCAGCAGCCAAGAAGAGAUCACACAGCAGCCCAAACCUGCAUUGCCUGGCUCAGGCGAUUGCUCCCGUUGCCAGUCGGUGCCGUCUUUGCUGUGCAAACGUGCCCUGGAGCACUUCAGAACGAAGGCUGGGCUGGGAAGAUUGGCUUGAUAAUCCCCAAAAGCAAACGUCCGUGUAACGAGGCAGUGGAGACUACUGCUGUCAGAACAACAGAUGGGGAAAAGAUGCUUCAGCAUGCCCGUCCUUGGAAAAGCUGUGAGGAAGGAAGGGCACUGCUUGGACACGGAGGCUGUCUGACUGAAGCCUCAUCCUGCAUGCAGCGAGAAAGAAGGGAUUUUUCUUCUUGCUGUUAACUAACUCCUACCUGCUGGACCAUCACAGAACCAUUAGCUGGUCCUUUUUGUCUGCAGUUGUACCUGAGCCUCUCUUUUGCAGGAGCAGGAGCCUGGGUUAUUGCCAGCGGUGUGCAGACUGCAUUCGGUGGCCUGGCAGUGGCACGGCCUGCUCUGCAUCUUCACCCUCAUUUUAGAGAGCUCCAUUUCUCCUGAAUCCCACGUGCACAUGGGACUGGUGUCUGCACUGCAAGUGCUGCCAUGGACGUCCCCAUUUGGCUGCUGCAGCCCCAUUGGUUGCCAGAAACUACUGACUUUCUUUUCUCUUUUUGCAAACCGCUAAAGAAACAUUUUCUAGCUGGAUGGUGAGCAAUUUCCCUCAGGAGAGGAGGAGAAAAUGGCUGUUUAGUAGUUAAUUACCUGUUAUGUUAGUCUGACAGCUAUGAAGCUUAUGAGGCAUGAAAGAAGAGCGGAUCUGCCUUUCCCACAAAUCACAAGGAAAACCGAAGGAAGUAAGUUGUGUGGAGGCCAGACACGCUCACGAGCCUCCCCACGCCUUCCCCUCUCCCAGGCGCGCUGUCCUGGGCAGCACUUCACCUCCUUUGCCUCCCGCUUCCCUUGCUUGCCUGCAGCCAGGCUGCUGCUCCCAGCUCUUGGAGCCUGGUGCAUGUUUCUGCCUGCUGGGGACGGCUGAUUUAUGGGCCUGCUUACAGCAGCCCCGCUCUUUCAGAGGGACACCAUCUCUGCCAAGACUUUUUUUUUUCCCUGAAUGUGUUUUACGGUGAGGAAUAACUGAGUGCUUUUGCCAACACAUGGGCUCUGCUUGCUUUUAUUCUUUCCAGACAGCUUUGCUUUCCAGAGCUGCCUCUUUUAUUUUGAAGCUCUUCGAGAGCAGCGGGGAGGUGAAGGCCGAGCUGCGAGCUGGUGUCCUGGUCCGGCGCUGGGCUCCGAGGAGGCACACUAGGAAAAUGAUCCGACCCUUUUCAUCGCUGACCCCACACAACGCCUCCCCCCCAGCACGACCUCCGCGCAGAGC